AUGCCAUUUUUGUGCCAUGCUCCAUGCGUCGCCGGCGCUUUGCGGCUGCCAUGCCGCGUUGCUGCUCCUCCCAGCAGCGCCCUCGCGCCUCGCGCGCUGCUCUGCUGCUCCGCUAGCUGCUGCCCGCAGCUGCUCCGGCCCCGUCGCCGCUCCGGCGCAGGCGCCCCCGCGUCGCCUCCGGCCGCUCCCCCGAGCCCCUCCUGCACGCAUCUCCGCCCAUGGGCUAGCUGCCCCCAUCGCUGUGCUGCUGCACUCACGCGCGCGAGGCCCGUACCCGGCCGGCAGGACGACUACACCGCCUGUUCCCCGGGGCCGCAUCCUCCCGCCCGUCGCCGGCCCCGCGCGGCCCCGUCCGGCUCCGCCUCGCUGCUGGCCCUGGCCGGAUUCUGCCGCGCCUGGCGGCCCCCGCAAGCGUGGCUCCGCCUGCGCCCGUCUUGCGCGCCGGCUUCCGCCACCCAGCCGGCCGGUUUAGCCCGCGCCGACUUCUGCCAUCCGGCCUGCUGGCCUCCCACGCCACGCCGCCUGCGCCUUGCCGCUCCAGCCGGCUCCGACUCGCGCCGCGCCGGCUGCCGCCCCGCCGCGCCGGCUGCCGCCCCGCCGCGCCAGUCGACCCGUGCUGACCACCGACUCCGGAUCCGGCUACGCCGGCUGCCGCCGCACCGGGCCGACUCCGCCCGUGUCCGCCUGCUCGCCGCUGCAGCCGGCCCCGGCCGCAUCCCUGCUGCUGCCGGCUCCGCGCCGUCCUGCCACCGCCUUCGCCGCCCCGCGGCUCCGCGACCCCGCGCCUGCGUCGGUCCGCCCGUGGCCGCCUGCCCCGCGCGCCUCCUCUACAGCCGCGCCCCGCCCGCCGGCUUCCCCAGCCGACUGGUGCCACGCAUGGCCCGGCCGGCUCCCGCGCUGGCCGACUCCCCGGCCACCCGGCCGGCCCGGCUGCCUGCCGACUACGUGCUCCCGCGCCGCCUUCCGCCGCUCGGCAACUGCGGCCGGCUGCUCGUGCUGGAAGGGGCCGGCUGCCCAAAAGAAAAAAGAAACGCUCCUCGCAGUGGCGAUGAGCUGACGCUUGAAGCGUUCUUGUUCGAGGGGUUCCUCUGGCAUGAUGAAAUCUUCAUUGCCAAGGCUAACAUCUUCUUCAAAGAUAGGUAA
Aegilops tauschii subsp. strangulata is the source of this 1143-nucleotide messenger RNA. Lineage: Eukaryota; Viridiplantae; Streptophyta; Magnoliopsida; Poales; Poaceae. The record is from RefSeq and is a predicted model, not a curated record.